UGGUAUUCAUUCUGGCGCGGUUGCUAGAGUACGCAGGGCUGGUCGUCAGCUCGAAGUGCCGCCGUCUCUGUGAGCCGACCGGAGGGUUUUUCGGCCCAAACUCUGGCUGCCAUGAAGGAGGGCAAGGAGGAGAGCAGUGCACCCGAGGACGAGCCCAAUGGCGUGCCAGAUGAGGGGCGGCUGCCAGAAUUCCUGCGGGGCCACGUGGAGAUUGGCACGUACGUGCCCGUGGCAAUGCCCAAGGCGGGCGACUUCCGCAUGGACGAGUCGGAGGCCCUGUUGGAGGCGCCGUCGCUGGUCACGCCACUGCUCAUCAAGCGGCCGGACCAGUUUGCGUCGCGGGGAGAGCGGAAGCGGAGCCCCAGGCCAGCCCCCCUGGCCAAGGGUGGGAACUCGGUGGCGGACUUCUUUGGCAGCUCGGCGGGCGAGUUCCUCAUUGGCCUGGGCCUGAGCCGGGCCCUGGAGGUGUUCAAUCGGGACAUGAUGCGCCUCAAGGAACGCGAGAUGAAGAAAGCAGGCGGCCGCACACCCGAGCUGGUGGCGGAGCACCAGCGGCUGGCCGAGGCGUACCAGCAGGCCAAGGCAGCCAAUGCUCCCUACACGUUUCGUGUCAAGCCCUGUCGGGUGUGUGACUUCAAGACUGAGUCGAGCCUGGUGCUGGAGGGCCACCUGCUCACGCCACAUUUCACAUCUCGCCGGGAGCUGCAGUGCAGCUUCUGCAACUUCGUGACGCGCGACGCCAAGGCCAUAGUGUUCCACAUGGAGGCGAUCCACAACCGACUGCCCACCAUGGAGUCGCCGCCCCAGUUCUACGAGUGCCCCUUCUGCCCCUUCGAGACAAACCUCAAGACAAAGGCGAGCGGCCACGUGAACCGCUGCCAGAAGUACUUCAACAAUGGCAUGAACCAGCUGCCGGCGGGCGACUUCCAGCCGCCGGGCGUGACGGCCAAGCCCAUCACGGUGGACGACAUCAAGACCUACGAGAAGUUCUUCCUGGCCCUGGGUGGUGGCACGGCCAAGGCGCGCACCUACACGGCCCUGAGUCGCAACGGGGCCCCUGUGGCUGGCCCCCGGCCCCUGUACCAGCAGCUGGCGUCGGCGGCGGCCCUGGGGCGGGGCCGGGGUCGCCCGCGCCUGGCCCUAAUCCAGCCGGCCCCGACCUCGGGCCAAGUGUUCCAGGUGCUGGGGGGCGGGUCGGAGGUGGUGCCUCUGCUCAACGGCAGCCCCCAGCUCACGGUAACGCUGGCCCGGGCCCCGGCCCCGGCCAACGGGAGUGGCCGCCUGGCGCCCCGGGCGCCCCCCGCGGCGGCCGGCCAGCGGGCCCGCACACCCGUCAUCCUCGAGUCGAGCGGGUCGGGCCAGGCCUUUGUCAUCUGUGAGAUCUGCGACGGCUACAUCAAGGACCUGGAGCAGCUGCGCACGCACAUGCAGUGGAUCCACAAGGUGAAGAUCCACCCCAAGAUGCUGGCCUCGCGGCCACCCCUCAACUGCCAGAAGUGCCAGUGGCGCUUCUUCACGGACCAGGGUCUGGAGCGCCACCUGCUAGGCGCCCACGGCCUGGUCACCUCCAACAUGCAGGACCUGGCCAACUCUGGCCAGGACGGCGGCCGCUGCACGGUGUGUGGCCGCAUCUAUGCCUCGAAGCUGGUGGCCCACAUGAGCCAGGUGCACCGGGUGGUGCUCAAGCCGGCCCACCUGUCCUACAAAUGCACGGUGUGCACAGCCACCUUCAACCUGUACAAGCUGUUUGAGACGCACGUGUACACGGUGCACAGCGGGGCCAUGAAGCGGUCUGCCCCGGCGGCAGCCCCCGACGAGCGCCCCCCCAAGCGGCCUGCCGAGGCCCGCCCCGCCGAGACCCGCCUGGAGCGCUGCGCCGCCUGCGGCCUGGACGUGGCCGACCUGGGGGCCCACCUGAAGGAGCAGCACGUGCGGCCCUGCCGCGUGCGCGUGUGCCACAUUGAGAAGUGUGACCGGUGCCUGUGCUCGUUCGACGGCAUGAUUGUGCUGCACACGUCGGACUUUGGCGACAGCUCGGACGAGGAGGAGGACGCCCCAGAGGGCCCGCCGGCCUCCUCCGAGUGACCCCGCCCCCGGCGAGUUAUUUAUUCCCGCCCUUUUUUCUACAAAUACUCAAAGGGGCCUCCCUCCGGCAAGCAUCUGGGCUGUACCACCCGAGGGCGUCCUCUUUGCUCGGAACGUUUGGAAACGGUGGCGUUUUAACGGAGUUUGCAGAGUUGUGAUAAAGCCGUCUUUUUGUUGUACGCUCUGACAUUGAAUCAAGUAAAGUAAUUUGACUUCCCGACCUGUGGCGCCCGGCUGUGCUGGGCCUUCUGUGUGUGUGGCCUCGUCGCCCAAGUGAGUAUCCCCGGGCCUGUGGACAGGCUCAUUGUUUGCGGCCACACCCUGUUGGAAGCUCGUCUAGCGUGCUUCUCGGUCUACCAGGCAUUAGUUAGGCCACCAUUAAAAGGAAGGGCCGAUGGAAUUGGCUUAGUGCUGCAUCAAAGGGCUUUCCCUGCUACAUCCCGCCGUGUUUGACCAAAAGAGGAGGGUGCCCAAAGUUCCUUUGACUUUCUCAGUAGUGAAGCCCCAAGCUCCCUUUGAGUUAUUGCUUGCAUGCAUUUCGGCAAUGUUGGGUUGUUGCUGGGACUGUAUUUGAUCAUGGUCGUUUGGGGCCUGCGGGUCGGUUAAAUGUGCUUCUCGCUGUGGGGUAACGACACCUGCCGAGUGGACACUGGGGUCCGGCGUAUCGCUUUGCUGCAGCCCUCUCCAGGCUGGGCAUUGGGGAAAGACACAAGCUGGCCGAAUGGCCAUGGAACAGCUCUACCAUGCAGUAAAAUCUGGAAGGAGAAAAAUA
Ixodes scapularis (black-legged tick) is the source of this 2857-nucleotide messenger RNA. RefSeq lists its product as uncharacterized. The record is from RefSeq and is a predicted model, not a curated record. The coding region runs from base 112 to 2085 and encodes 657 amino acids. NCBI's taxonomy places the organism in Eukaryota, Metazoa, Arthropoda, Arachnida, Ixodida, Ixodidae. Gene Ontology annotation, biological process: regulation of gene expression. The transcript is spliced from 2 exons. Gene Ontology annotation, cellular component: nucleus.